Molecule: messenger RNA, 582 nt
Organism: Papaver somniferum (opium poppy)
Lineage: Eukaryota; Viridiplantae; Streptophyta; Magnoliopsida; Ranunculales; Papaveraceae
Product: ribosomal L1 domain-containing protein CG13096-like
Exons: 1
Coding region: 1-582 (193 amino acids)
Source: RefSeq, a predicted model, not a curated record
AUGGCGACUUCCAGCAACAGUGAUUAUGAUUAUGAUUAUUCCUCUAGCUCUUCUGACGAGUAUUCCAAGGUUCCAGAGGUGAAGAUUUCUGCAGCAGAAUCCCGUGCCAAGAUGGACCAAUCAUUGAAGAAGGCUAAGGAAGUCAUAAACGGCAUGUCUCUUGAUCAGCUGAAGACUGCCUGUGAUAGAUUCUCGAAGAGGAUAGCCGAGGAUGAGAUAGUAGCUGAGUAUCGGGGGAAGAGGCUUCAAAUUCAGCGCAGACGGUUAGCCGCCAAGGAGAAGCUUCUAUCUCGUCCUGAUGGUGUAGCUUCGGAUUCAGAUGCUGAAGAAGAAGAACCUGUAUGGGAGCCAAGGGAACACAAAGUUAAGCCACACCCUCUUACCAGGGAGAUUGAACAAUUAGUUGAGGCCGAUCUUAAAGCUGAACGCGAAAAAGAAGAAUACUGGGACGCAAUGUACAGCAAUCCUGAUGAGAAAGAGGACUUUGGUGAAGAUUCUAACAGUGAUUCUGAGGAAGAGCUUGAAGAGGAUCCUAUGGAGGACGAUGAUGGUGAUGACGAGUCCGACGAAUCUGACGAUUAG